CUGGGAUGGGUGGACUUUAUCCCUUAAUCAGUGAGGAAGCUGGGCGUGGAAGGCAGGCAGGGCAGCCCGGGGAGGACCUGCGGCUGCACAAGGAAGGCUCCAAACUCUUCCAAUGGCAAAAUUCCUAACCCAGGAUCAGAUCAACGAAUUCAAGGAAUGCUUUUCCCUGUAUGACAGAAAGCAGAAAGGCAGGAUCAAGGCCAGUGAUCUGAUGGUGGUCAUGCGCAGCCUGGGCACGAGCCCUACUCUAGGGGAGGUGGCCAGACACCUUCAGCUCCACAAAAUCGAUAUCAAUGCAGAACUGGAUUUUUCAACUUUCCUGACCAUCAUGUAUAGGCAAACACAGCAGGAAGAUCCAAGGAAUGAAAUCCUCUUGGCCAUGUUAAUGGUAGACCAGCAAAAGACUGGAUUCAUCUCAGUGGCUGAGCUGCAGGCUAAGCUGAUGAACCUUGGAGAAAAGCUAUCCAAAGAAGAGGUGAACACCCUCUUGAAGAAUGCCAAAGUAGGACACAACGGAUUAGUGAAGUAUGAAGACUUAAUUCAAUCAAUCACACUUCCAGUUGAUGAUUAUUGAAUUACAAAAAGAUUCUCAGCUGAUGGCAACCAUGCUGGCUUGCAACCUUCAUCAAUUCUUCUUGGAACCUGGUGCUUGUCUGCCUUUUUGCCUUAAAAAAAUAAAUGCUUUGUGGCAAAAAAGGAGGAGGAUGCUAAAUAAAGGCAGGGAUGUUGGCUCUUUCUGUGUAAAAUCUACUAUGUUUCUUUGAUUUUCUGUUUCUACUAAGUUCCUUUGAUUUUUAAGUAUUCCAGAAGAAGGUGCUCAAGAACUGGAAGUAUUUUUCAGUAUCAUGCAAUCCAUAAAGUAUGAUUCAUGAGGUAGCAUAUUAUAAGAAAUCUGCACUAUUCAGCAGUGGUGUGGUCAUUGAAUGUGGUGCGAUAAGCACUUUGCUACGGCAUCAGAAGCAGCUACGCAGAACUAGAGGCUGUGAAUAGGUUUUAAGAACCACCUUGUAACAAGGAGCUGUGCAGCCACACAGAUGUACCAGGCAGAAGGAGAAAGCUACAAUUAAGGUUCUUUCAACUUGCACUCAUUUUCUUUUUCUGUCAUUGCAUAUUUACUUAAGAAUUUAUCUCUGCAAAAACAGUGUCAGUAUUGUGUAUCCUCAGAAAGUUAUUCCACAAGAGAGAAUGUAAUAAUGUUUUUUAUUACAUCUAAAGAUGUUUUACAUAAACAAGUAACAUUCAAUAGGGUAAACCAUUUCUCUUCCAAUGCAUGUAAUAAAUAUUUUCACUUGGUACUUUUAUACAAACUGACAUCAGUCUACUAUACAUUUUUAAAAGCCACUUUUUAAAACUUGUUUGGCAUGCUGUAUGGAAACUUAGGAGAAAGUUUAAGGCAAUGAAUCACAGAUCUGAGUUUAUGGAAUCACUUUUUUUUUUGUUUUCACUUUAUAUACAUAAUGUCUUCCCUUUUGUUAAUCAGAACAAUUAACAGCAGCACACAUUGGGGCCUCUGGCAGUUUUAUUUCCAUAGAAAUCAAAGCUCUUAUUGAAGAAAAAUAAAACAAUUAAGAAACCAUAAUUUCAAAUUUUAUUAUGAAAAACUAUGAAAUGCUUAAUAUAAUGAAAAAGCUUAGCCAAAGAAUUACUAGCAAGAAUCAGCUUCAGGUUGAUAAGGUAUUUAUGUUUCAGUAGGGUAAAGAAGAAACAUGGGAAUGCCAUGAAAAUACUGAGAGACUGGGUUGCAAUUUUGGUUUUGCAUUUAGGUUUUUAAAAAGAAAAACUAUGCGUCCAGUUAAUGCCCACAGAAGUGAUUCAAAAUCACUCUAUUUAUUAUAGAAGAAUCCUGCAUCUGUGUGUACACACAGAGCACAACAUACAGAGAGUACAAACAAGACAUACAAGCAAGCAAUAAACACACACACACACACACACCCGCACGCGUGCACACACACACACACCUCUCUGUUGGAAAAAAUAAGCUCCCUCCUCUCCAAAGCAAAUAUACAUUAUGAAAUACAUAGAAUAUAUCUUACACGGUCAAAUUAAACAAAACAUAUGCCUUGACUCCCAGAAAAAUUCCACAAUUAUCAAAAACUACUUUGGCAAGGAAAUCUUACUACAGAAGAAAAUCCUGUAGUCAAAACUGUUGUGACUCCCAAAGCACAAGUCAGAUGCAUGUUUUGAAUUAACUAACUUCCCAGGUCUCAUUUAUGCUGAAAGGUUUAGGAGGUGAAGGAGGAAGCAUCAUUAGCUACCUCAAGCUUCCAUUUUGGAUGUUGUUUAAUUUCUCACAUUCAAGUUAUCAAUGCUGCUUUCAGGUGCAACCUCUCCCAUUCCUUUACAGUAACUGAUGGCUUUUAUCUGGUCUGUUGAAAAGCUUGAGUACCAGCAGGAGGCACUUUUGGUUUCACGAUUUAUCCAAUUAAUUUAACAUGGAGCAAGUCCUAUGUCUCCAGCAACACACAAUUUUUCAUCAGACUGGGGGCCGGAUCAAAAUCAAGUAUCCCGGAGUUCCCCCAAGCCCAGAAUGCGCCUCAGUCACAUGGAGAGGAAGCUCAACGUCCUACCCACUAAUCCACUCAAAGCAGUGCAGAAAUUCCUGGCAGCAUCUUGAAAAGGUUUCUCAACAAGCUCGUUAUGGUAGAUGCAGAUGCAGAGGAGGACUGACACAGCAGCAGAGCACAGCACCGUAUGAUUCACUGUCAGUGCAAACACACCUCAGACGACUACUUGCUACUUGCCCAAUGCGUUUGUAUGUACUGACGCUCCAUCACUAUACAUGGAGCUCAACUGCGACUCAUUUUUAUAUACACUGUGGCUAUAUUCUCCGGCUUAGCAGCCUGGAAAGUGUGCAUCUUACAAUGUGUUUGGUAGACAUAUAUUCAGACAUCUGUUUCCACAUUUAAUAAAAGCAAUUAUUUGGACUGUGCAGAAAUGUCAGAUAGAAGGCCACAGAGUUUCAAGAGAAUGGUGCCAAUUCUGGCUCUGCCUCCAUACGUCUGGCUUCAAACAAGGCCAUUUCCAAUCUUCACUUGGAACACACAGAGGAGAAAUUUUAAAUGUUAGGUAUAAUUCUUAAGCCAGUAUUAGUUUUAAUGCCCCAAGCUAUAGUGAAUUUAGAAAAUAUUACUGAUUUCUACUUGUUUCUUUAAAUUUUACUGCCAUUUAAUAAAUUAGAAACUAGCAAGGAAACAUUGGCCACACAUUAAUAGAACACAUGCAUGGAACAGAAUACACACCCUCGCUCUCACACGAACAUAUCUAUAAAUACAUAUAUACACACGCAUGUACAUAUAAACAAACAUUCCUAAAAUUCAAAUCAAAAUGGAAAUGGAAAAUGGAACAUGUUUUAGAAAAUCCAAUAUAAUAUUUCUGUGGUCUAUAUAAAAAAAGUUCAUUUGUGAUUAAAAGUUGGUAGCUUGUUACUGAUUUAAAGUUUCACUGAAAAACAGCCUUGAAAAUAAAAGUUUGGAAAAAAUACUAUCAUUUGCAGACUUGGUUCAAAGAACUAGCUAACAUGGUUUCUGAUUAAGAUGAAACAAAAAGCCUGCCUUGUUUUACCACGUUGCUUCCUCCCACUGAAAUCUUCAUCAUUUGUAAACCUUGGUUUUAAAUGUGACCUAUAAAAUGUUUUAACCUCAACAUGGGUUUUGGGAUGCAGCAAAUUUCAUCUGACUUCCCCAUCCUUUCCCUUUUAAAACCUCAUUUUCAUGCUUUGCUAUUUAACUGGGGAAGAAUGUUUUAAAAAUUCAGCCAGCUUGAAAAAAAGUUUUGUAACUAAACAUUUAUCCCUCAGUGUGGAAUUUACAAAUGCUGAAAGGGUAACACACAGAUCUUUCUUCAGAAGAAAUUAUGAGGUAAGAAAUGGUGAAGUCAUUUAAUACAUUUUGAAGGAAGGGAGGGGGAUAAUCAUCUUGUUGACUUCUACUCUCCACUAAGCUGCUGUAAAAAAGGAUGGACUUUUAGUCAUAAUUUAAUGGGCCACUCUUUAACCCAAUCCUACUCAAAUUAGUUCUACCAAAUCCGACUGAAUUCAAUAGGGCACGUUUUCCCAACCCCCCCAAAAAAUGCUUCUAGGAUUGGACCCUGGUGUACAUGAUGUGCCAGUGGGAUCCUCAGCUGCACAAUAAAUUCAUUGAAAUUACAUUAUUUCUCUUAAAUAUUGAUGGGUUGGCUCUAUUCAGUAAGCAUGUCCUAAAAAUUCCACCGAUCACUUUUUUAAGGAAAGAAAAGUCUUUAGCACUCCAGAUGUACAUUUUUUAAGCGCCAAGGCAAUGCUGAACUAUCUCAACAAAGCGAGUCUUCACUGGCAGCUAGACUUUCAGAACCCAU
Messenger RNA from Python bivittatus (Burmese python), 4332 nucleotides. It is a transcript of the gene CALML4, whose product is annotated as calmodulin like 4. The record is from RefSeq and is a predicted model, not a curated record. Gene Ontology annotation, molecular function: calcium ion binding. NCBI's taxonomy places the organism in Eukaryota, Metazoa, Chordata, Lepidosauria, Squamata, Pythonidae. Gene Ontology annotation, cellular component: myosin II complex.